CGGUUCGUGCGGGAGCCACUGGGUUGAACUUGGCCAUCGGACUGUCUUGAAUCAGGACAGAGGACUUGAAAGAGUGUACUGUGUGCACGUGCUCAUCCAUCUCUUCGAUCAAUCAUAAUCAUGGCGGGAGGCGCGGCUCCAGAAGUUUUGAAGCAGCUGAGCGAUGCUGGACUCAACGGACCGCAGAUCCUUUACAACUUGAGCCCUCCUGAGCUGUACGAGCAGGCACUGAAGCACGAGAAGGGAUCAUUCAUUACAUCGACGGGAGCCAUCGCCACGCUUUCGGGCGCGAAGACCGGUCGUUCACCCAAGGACAAGCGCGUCGUCAAGGAUGAGACCACCGCACAGGAGCUCUGGUGGGGAGAAGGCUCGCCGAACAUCGAGAUUGACGAUGCAACUUUCCUGGUCAACAGGGAGCGUACGCUGAAUUACCUCAACUCCUUGGAAAAGGUGUUUGUGAACGAUCAGUUCCUUAACUGGGACAAGCAGAACCGCAUCAAGGUCCGCAUCGUCGCAGAGAGGGCUUACCACUCCCUCUUCAUGAGGAACAUGUGCAUUCGGCCGGAGGCGAGCGAGCUGGAGGGGUUCGUCCCAGAUUUCACCAUCUUCAACGCCGGCAAGUUCCCCGCCAACAAGCUGACCAAGUUCAUGACGACCUCCACUAGCGUGARCAUCAACCUGAAGAGGGCRGAGAUGGUCAUCCUGGGCACGCAGUACGCCGGGGAGAUGAAGAAGGGCCUGUUCGGACUGAUGCACUACCUGAUGCCCAAGCGGGGAAUCCUGUCCCUCCAUUCCGGAUGCAACACCUCGCCCGACGGUCAAGUCUCCGUCUUCUUCGGGCUCUCAGGAACCGGCAAGACAACGCUGUCGGCCGAUCCCCGUCGUCCUCUGAUCGGCGACGACGAGCACUGCUGGAGCGACAGCGGAAUUUCCAACAUCGAGGGAGGCUGCUAUGCCAAGUGCAUUGACCUCUCASYGGAAAAGGAGCCRGAUAUCUUCCACGCCAUCCGCUUCGGAACAGUGCUGGAGAACGUGGUCUACGAUGAGAAGACCAGAGUCGUGGACUAUGCCGACAAGUCGAUCACAGAGAAUACGAGGGCGUCCUACCCGAUCGAGCACAUUGCCAAUGCCAAGAUCCCAUGCGUGGGACCCCAUCCCAAGAACGUCAUUCUUUUGACGUGCGAUGCCUUUGGAGUGCUGCCACCCGUCAGCAAGCUCACGGAUGCCCAAGCCAUGUACCACUUCAUCAGCGGCUACACGGCUCUGGUUGCGGGAACUGAGGUGGGGAUCAAGGAGCCCAAGGCCACGUUCUCGGCUUGCUUCGGCGCCGCGUUCAUCAUGUACCACCCGACCAAGUACGCUGCCAUGUUGGCCGAGAAGAUGAAGCAGUAUGGGGCCACAGCAUGGCUCGUUAACACCGGAUGGGUCGGAGGCAGCUAUGGCGUUGGCUCCCGAAUGAAGCUGGCACAGACGAGGAAGAUUAUUGACGCUAUCCACGACGGUUCGCUCGAGGCUGCGAACUUCUCCACGACUCCCAUUUUCAACCUUCAAGUCCCGGACAAAGUCAGCGGUGUUCCCGAUGAGGUUCUGCGACCAAGGGAAAUGUGGGCGGACAAGGUCGCGUACGACGAGACCCUGACGAAGUUGGCAGGGCUGUUCAGUGACAACUUCAAGAAAUUCACCACGCACAGCGUGGGCGGCGACGAUGAGCUCACCAAGCGCAUCCUCGCAGCUGGCCCUCAGCUGUAGUUCCGAUUCAGCACCUCUUUUUGGGCUUCGCCUGUCGUCAUAUUCAUUGGGCUCUGUCGCAAUAACUGUUG
Molecule: messenger RNA, 1820 nt
Organism: Chara braunii
Lineage: Eukaryota; Viridiplantae; Streptophyta; Charophyceae; Charales; Characeae
Source: the annotation of a GenBank genome assembly